Molecule: messenger RNA, 1712 nt
Organism: Nelumbo nucifera (sacred lotus)
Lineage: Eukaryota; Viridiplantae; Streptophyta; Magnoliopsida; Proteales; Nelumbonaceae
Product: metacaspase-1-like
Biological process (GO): proteolysis
Cellular component (GO): cytoplasm
Molecular function (GO): cysteine-type endopeptidase activity
Source: RefSeq, a predicted model, not a curated record
AUUGCAAAGCAAAAUCCUUCCAGGUUACAGCCACUGAUCUCUCUUGAACAGAAUUUAUUUCUUGUUUCCUCUUGAUAUUAUUCUAAAUGCCAAUCUACUGAAAACCCAUUAUAUAAAUCAAAUCAAACCUCUCUCAGAGAGCAUUCUGGGAUUGAUCUUAUUUCAUGACAAGUUUUUAUUAGUUUCCUCCUCCAUUUCACUCUGCAUCUCUCUGUCUGGCUUUCCUUCUCUCUCUCUCUAGGUUUCCAUCUCUUUCUGUACUUGGUAUCCUGCUUCCAAUCUUUGCUUCUAGUCCUUUUCUCCAUCGGACCCGUCAUGUGGCUUGUUAACUGCUCCAACUGCCAGACGCCACUGAGACUUCCUCCCUGCGCUACAUCAAUUAGGUGCUCCAUAUGCCGAGCCAUCACCUACGUCGCCGAUCCCUGCAGAGCUCCUCCUGCUCGUACUUACUCCUGUAAUAAGUAUUCAGCUGCUCCUUACCAACCUCCACGACCACCGGCGGCCGCACCGUUGCCCUACAAUCACGCGCCACUGAGUCCCCCUCCAUCUCCCUACGGCCGCAAGAGGGCGGUCAUAUGCGGCAUAUCGUAUCGGAACGCGCCCUACGAGCUCAAGGGCUGCAUCAAUGACGCCAAGUGCAUGCGUUACCUCCUCAUCAAUCGUUUCAAGUUCCCGGAAUCCUCCAUCCUCAUGCUUACUGAAGAAGAAAAUGAUGCAUACAGAAUUCCAACUAAACAGAACAUAAGGAUGGCAUUGCAUUGGCUUGUACAGGGUUGUCAAUCAGGAGACUCUUUGGUGUUUCACUAUUCUGGUCACGGUUCACAGCAAAUGGAUAAUGAUCGGGAUGAGAUUGAUGGAUAUGAUGAAACCCUCUGUCCCCUGGACUUUAAAACUCAGGGGAUGAUUGUUGAUGAUGAGAUAAAUGCAACAAUCGUCAGACCUCUGCCUCAUGGGGCUAAGCUGCAUGCAAUAAUAGAUGCUUGCAAUAGUGGAACUGUACUAGAUUUACCAUUUCUUUGCAGAAUGCAUAGGGAUGGGAAUUGUGUAUGGGAGGAUCAUCGCCCCCGAACAGGAGUAUGGAAAGGAACAAGUGGUGGGGAGGCCAUUUGCUUCAGUGGGUGUGAUGAUGAUCAAAAAUCUGUUGAUAUGUUGGAUUUGUCUCAAAAAACUGCAUCAGGUGCCAUGACUUACUGUUUCAUUCAAGCCAUUGAGUGUGGAAAAGGGGUUACAUAUGGGGGCAUGUUAAAUUCAUUGCGGAAUGCCAUUUGUGAUAUUAUAAGUAAUGGUUCUUCUGGAGGUUCUGCUGAAGGUCCAGUGACAUCUCUCCAAACAAUGCUUUUGACAGGAGGUAGCGUCAGCCGCAGGUCAAGACAGGAGCCACAGUUAACAUCCAACAAUAUAUUUGAUGUUUCUAAAAGGCGCUUCUUCCUAUGACUUGUAUUCUAUAUCUACCUCAUGACUUAAAAAGUUGCAGCAUGGCUUCAGAUUAUGGUGGCGAAUGACAAGGUGCUUUGACUUCUUUGUGGUACUCAGUAUGUGUAUUGAAAACUUCCUUACCUUUUAUCCAAUGUAACCAACUCCUCUGUUUUCAACAUAGACUGUCUUUGUUUCAAUGUUGACAGGACAAAAAAACAAAAACACAGUUCACUCUAAAUGUUCAUUAAUAUUUCCACCCUUUAUAGUUUAUAUAGUAUAAAGGUUGUUCUCAAUCU